Messenger RNA from Babesia bigemina, 1542 nucleotides. Its product is annotated as tRNA nucleotidyltransferase/poly(A) polymerase family domain containing protein, putative. Gene Ontology annotation, molecular function: RNA binding; ATP:3'-cytidine-cytidine-tRNA adenylyltransferase activity. NCBI's taxonomy places the organism in Eukaryota, Apicomplexa, Aconoidasida, Piroplasmida, Babesiidae. Gene Ontology annotation, biological process: tRNA 3'-terminal CCA addition. Bases 1 to 1542 code for a protein of 513 amino acids. The transcript is spliced from 7 exons. The record is from RefSeq and is a predicted model, not a curated record.
AUGUCGGGGACUGAGGGAUCUGUUGAAGGCAUUAAGCUAACGGAAUCGGUAGUCAUUGUCGCUGACCUCUACCGCGGUGGAACCAGUAACAAGGACGGGCAAAAUAUUACCAUAGAAAUCACGAAAGAAGAAGAAGCUCUGUUCAACCUUUUGAAAGGAUGUGCUGUUUCUAAUGGUUUAAAUAUGGGUAUGUACAAAUGUAAUAGUGAAAUACCCCACGCAGAUUUUAGAGUUGCAGGUGGUUGGGUGAGAGACAAGCUCCUGAAAGUCGAGAGCAAGGAUAUAGACAUUGCAUUAGAACACCUAACUGGUGUUGAGUUUUGUAACUAUCUCAACGCAUUCACCGAAAAGCAUAUGGGAUUUCACAAAACCGUGGGUGUGGUGAAGCGUAGGCCGGAACAAUCGAAGCAUCUAGAAACUGCGACUCUCUCCAUCCUUGGAUUGAAUGUUGAUUUUGUUAAUCUGAGAAGUGAGGAUUAUGCAGAUGACAGUAGGAUACCAAUCAUGAGGAUAGGGUCUCCGUUAGAAGAUGCAAUGCGCAGGGACUUCACAAUCAACUCGCUGUUCUAUAACAUUUCAAAAAAUGCAAUCGAAGAUUACACCGGCAAGGGUAUUGAUGACCUGAAAUCGCAAAUAAUACGGACGUGCUCUCCUGCAUUUGGUACCUUCAUGGAUGAUCCUUUAAGAGUUAUCAGAGCGGCUCGAUUCAGCGCCAGACUGGGGUACGCAUUGGACGAGGAAAUCUGGAAUGCCAGUUCACACCCGUCGAUUUUGAAUCAGUUGGCUAACAAACCAAGAAUCGCUCAAGAACUCGAUGAUAUGCUCACCAGAGGGGAUGUUGCGAAAGCCUUCGAAACCAUGAACCAUUGGGGUGUAUUGCCGCACUUGGUAAGGGAACACCAAUGUGACCUGCCAAGUGAUCAGCAAAUCAGUGUUGGAUGUAAAACCAUGGCGUUGGUGAGAGAUUGCCUCCGAAUCAUUGGCUGGGAUAAUAUAAAUCGCAAGUUCCUAUAUCUUUCUGCUUUUUGCUUUCCCCUCAGCAAUGAGCCGCCAGUUGGGAAGUGUAGCUACAUAGAACACGUUAUUAAGUGUCGUCUCAAACUUCCUAACAAACUAGCAUCUGGGGCUAAAACAAUUGUGGAUGGAAGCGAGGAGUUUGCUGCGCUGGUUAAUGGCCUACCCUCAAACACGGAAGAAGUGCGAGAAAGGAUAGGGAUUGCGAUACGCCACAUAGGACCAUUGUGGAUGGAAGCGUUAUUGCUCUGUAUGGCAAAUGAGGCAUCCGAUGGCGAUCUUCAUGAGCUGAAAGACAAGUAUGAAGAUCUUGUUGCAACAAUUAAUCAGCUUGGUCUUCAAAAUGCAUACUCAUUGAAGGCACCAAUCACUGGGGAAGAGUUAAUCAACCUUAUACCAGGGCUGACUCGGGGGCCCUAUUUCAAAGAAGCACUUGAGCUUCAAAUACGGUUGCUCUUAAGGUCGCCCCAUAUCAGUAAACAAGAACUAUUGCAAAGAGUCACACAGAUUAUCAAGGACGAAAUGUAG